Molecule: messenger RNA, 732 nt
Organism: Pelodiscus sinensis (Chinese soft-shelled turtle)
Lineage: Eukaryota; Metazoa; Chordata; Testudines; Trionychidae
Source: RefSeq, a predicted model, not a curated record
AUGUCAGAACACCAGAAUGUAUGCGGUAGGGAUAGAAAAUGGGAAAGGGUACAGUGGAAUUUAAUUCAACCCUCUUUCCUCUCUUCCUUCUCACCCCAGGUUACAGAGCUGAAUGAGCCACUGUCCAAUGAAGAAAGAAACCUGUUAUCUGUAGCUUACAAUAGUAGCAUUGAGCAGAAGACCUCUGCUGAUGGUAACGAAAAGAAGAUCGAAAUGGUACGGGCCUAUCGUGAGAAAAUAGAGAAGGAGUUGGAAGCUGUAUGCCAAGAUGUCCUGAGCCUGCUAGACAACUAUCUGAUCAAGAACUGCAGCGAGACACAGUAUGAGAGUAAGGUCUUUUACCUAAAGAUGAAAGGGGACUAUUAUCGUUACCUGGCUGAGGUGGCCACAGGAGAGAAGAGGGCAACUGUGGUGGAAUCUUCAGAGAAAGCCUAUAGCGAAGCCCAUGAGAUCAGCAAGGAGCACAUGCAACCAACUCAUCCCAUUAGGCUUGGUCUGGCACUUAACUACUCAGUUUUCUACUAUGAGAUCCAGAAUGCUCCUGAGCAGGCAUGCCACCUGGCCAAGACGGCUUUUGAUGAUGCCAUUGCUGAGCUGGACACCCUCAACGAGGACUCCUACAAAGACUCAACGCUCAUCAUGCAGCUCCUUCGUGACAACCUAACACUCUGGACAAGCGAUCAGCAAGAUGACGAUGGUGGAGAAGGCAACAAUUAGACCCCCAAAUGGACU